AGCCUAAAAAAGUCUUGUAUUAACUGCCUUCUAACUUUUCCCUAUCACAGCACGCACUGUUUUCUCACUAUGUACGAUGUGCCCACUGCUAAUGGUUUGAGCCCAAUUCCCUCCCUCGACUGCAAGUUCGCUCGGACCUGCAUCUACCUAUCGUUUAAAGGACUGAACUUGAGACAGAAGCUUUCGUUCGAGGAAAGAUGUCAAAAAGUGCAGGAAGAAGUAAGGAAACUUAUGUCAAAAAACACAUUUGUCCCUGACAUUCCCUGCUUCGUGUAUCAGCAGAUCUGUGGAGAGUUAGACUUGCUGAGAUCCUCCAGAAGACAGGACUUCACAGAGAUAUGUGAGGUUUUCUCUCCUCCUGCCUGGCUCAGACUAGCAACCAAUGAACGGGCUGCCCAUCAACUCCUCUCUAGGCCCUGUUACGCCUGCAUACAGCACAACAUCAACGUUUACAACAAGUUUGUAACGACAGCCAAAAAAGCCACUCCUCCCCCUGUCCCUAACAGUAGUCUGUCUCAAACCAAGACUUCCCCCAAUGAUGAUCUGAUGUUGCAGCUUAGAGAGCUGAUAAGACCAUCAGUUGCAGAUUCUAAUUCCUCUUCAGAACCUUCUGAUACCUCUAAUUUUACGCCCCUACAAGAACCAGAUAAGAUGAGCGAACAGGAGGCCUCACUUCUGGCUGCAUUAACUGCAUUACCUUCAACCACUUUAGAUAGAAUGAUCAACCUCCUCUCCCAAUCAACCGUCAAGCAAGAAUCCGGGGAAAACGAAACACUGGUUUGCCGUGCAACAACGCAAUCUUUAUACCACCAGACUCAUUACACAACCUCAGCUAAACCACAAAAUGAGUUUCAAAACCAAAAGUCCGGAUCCAAAGUUUUGUCUUUCGCUCAGAGCUUCCUGCCUUCUCAAAGGCUUCCUCAGCCAGGAAGUGGAGAUCAGCAGUCUCUAAAACUGCCUCACUUUCGGGAGCAAGACCACACUUCCCCCAGAAGCCUUGCCCCUCAACUGUUUUCAUUUUCUAGCCCUGUUUCUGCAAGCUCCGGUGACUCAAACACGAAAUUAGUGCUUACUUCUGGAAAUAGAACUUCCAACAAUGAGAGGGUUUCUUCGACCUCCCAAACCUGUUUCAUACCCGUCUCACCUCGCUUUAGUUCCUCUCAAAUCGUCUCACCUCGACUGAAUUCGUCUCAACUUGUUUCAACUCGUCUCAAAGUUGACGCCAUGCAGCCAAAAGACAGUUCACCCCGGUUAAAACUGCAAGAUUUAAGCAACGUACCGGCAAAUGGAGUUUGGAUAGUGAGAAGUUGCAAGGCAUUGUUUGAGCUUUCUGUUGGGUGUGUGAUUAAUACUGCUGUGAUAGCUGAAAAAGAGAAGGCUCCUUCGAGAAACCACGUCGCAAAGCUGGCACAAAUACUCGGUUUAGAAACGAGGAUGGUGGAGCAUCAAGAGAUACUGUCAGGAUUUAGGAUGUUCAAAAACUCCGCCAGCUUUGACUUGAACUUUGCUUCCCAGAUAGCAAAGGUGACUAUUCACCAGCUGUUGGAUGGGAGCUGUAAAGAUAAGGAGCUAACUAUUUUGUGUGCAGUCAUUUCUGACGUUAUCAUGCAAGCCUUCAGUCUGCACAGGGACACGCCACCAAUGACGGUUGCUAAGAUAAUCAUGAUUCAAGGCAGUCCUCUGCUCCCCAACUCAGUGCAGUUAUCUCCUCCUGACAGCUCCUCACGCUCCAGUAGACCCUCCUCUGGGAGCAACUCCUCUGGAGACACAGUCAGCAACUCCAGGAAACGGCGCAAAGUUAUUUCUGGUGCCUCAAAAAGAAGUCCAAAACAGAAAACACCGACCCCCUCGUCCACUGCGUCUACAAGUGGAACCUCGUCAAUCACAACCAAUUUCAGCGAGACUGUCAGUCAACUUGUUGGUCAUCUCUCUAAGAGUACUCUCGAUCUUUUGCAGACUGGAAAUAACCUGUCUUAUACCCAGGUAGCUGAUUUGGCGAGUGCUAUGACGGACAAUCUCGUCAAGAAUACCGGAGUUCCCAAACCAAAGCCUGAUAAUAUUCCAGCAGUAACAACGAAUUCUGAUAAAAGCUGCUCCGUUAUACUGCCUGCUACCAGGGGACUUCCUGCUCCCGUGACAAAGUUUGGAGAUAUAACUGAUAAGAUGCACGCUUCUAGUCCAAAUGUCGACAGUACCAAGAUACACAAGCACUUAGAGGAGCUGAUAGCAUCAGUGGAGACAGAUGUAGCACUGGUGGACCUUGUUAAACAACUACCCAACUACCGUCGAGCAUACAGCCUGGGAUGUGAUGUUGGAGGAGCAUUCAGACGAGUGGAGUUGUUGAAUAAAUCUGUGAUCGUCUCUGACUCUCUGUUGAUGACAACAGCGCUUGUGGCUACAGUCAAUAAUCUUACCUCAAAGAAUUCCUUAUCUGGAGAGGAAUCAGUAAACGUGGAAGAUGUUGUUCACGAGAUAACAUCUAAAAACAGAAAAUUCCUAUGUGAACUGAUAACUUCCUUGACCUUUCCAGAGAUGGCAGUUCAUUUCAAGGAAAACACCGACGGUAAACCAUUAAUAACCAUGGAAAGCAUCAACAAAAUGAACAGCCGUUUGAAUGAGCCCUGUAUCACGGUAGAGCCACUCUCUAAAUCGACAACAAACGGAACGGAUAAUCCUGAAAACAGAUCAGCUCCUCCAGCUUCUCCAGAUAUCCUUAUAAAUUUAAAGAGAACUGACAGUUUUAGUAGUGAAUUUUUUAGGGGCAGUGAGAUGGAAUCAAUCUUAUCUUUUCCAAUGCGGGUCGUUGAGUCAAAUGAAGAUGACGAUAUGGCUGUCGCCGAAAGGUUGCAUUAUCUUAUCACAGAGGUGGUACAAUCUUGUGCAACCUAAAUUCUGACACUAUUCAGAGAUAAGUUUUUAAGAUUUUUAUUGCGUUGCUGUAUUCAUUUGAAAUUCUUACCAGUAAAGUUAAUUGAUGAUUACUACAUACUAGCAAGCCUUAGUUACUUAUAUUGUAUUAUCGGUAAAUUUAUUUAAUUGUUUUCACGCAGUUGUUUAAUUUAACUCCCAAUAAUAUUAUUUUACUUAUAGUGAUGACUCAGAUGAGUAACACCAAAAUCGUGCCAGUGCAAUGAGAACGUGGAAUGAUUGAAAAUCAGUUACUUCGUCAGUAAUGUCUCGAACAGAUUGUUCCUUUUUUCGAGAAAUUUGAAAUUAGUUUUAACUUUAAGCAAUGAAUAGUAUAAGUGAUCAGAGCCAAUUUUAUCAAACUUAAUUUAAAUCUAAAAGCUUUAAAAAUAUAGAGUCAAUUCAAACUGAGCUUUAGAGCUUAUUAACUAAUGUUUAUGCUUACUAACACGAUGAACAAAUGUAUGUCAUUGAAGACAUCUUUUAUUAUUUUCUUUCGC
Messenger RNA from Bolinopsis microptera, 3407 nucleotides. RefSeq lists its product as uncharacterized. Lineage: Eukaryota; Metazoa; Ctenophora; Tentaculata; Lobata; Bolinopsidae. The record is from RefSeq and is a predicted model, not a curated record. The coding region runs from base 70 to 2889 and encodes 939 amino acids. The transcript is spliced from 18 exons.